Messenger RNA from Rhodamnia argentea, 2209 nucleotides. RefSeq lists its product as uncharacterized. The coding region runs from base 672 to 1964 and encodes 430 amino acids. The transcript has 5 exons. The record is from RefSeq and is a predicted model, not a curated record. Lineage: Eukaryota; Viridiplantae; Streptophyta; Magnoliopsida; Myrtales; Myrtaceae.
AUUGUCCCCACCACCCCCAUUCUAGCUUGAGCUUCCCUGUCUCUCUCUCUCUCUCUCUCUCCUUCUCUGUCUGUCUUAUCUUAGAAUUGAAUGCACAUGCACAGGGUUGUGGGAAAAAACCCAUUUCUUCCUUCUUGAAAUGGAGGCGAAUAAUGCAGGCAGAGUAUCGUUUUCAGGUCCGAAAUUGUAAUGCUUCGUUGAGAGUUUUUCUGUCUCUGCUCUGUGAUGUUGGUUGUGACUUGUGAGAACUUCUUGAAGAUGAGAAGUGGGAUCGGUACUCUUUCUUGAGGUUCAAGGGGAAGUUUUGAUACAUUUGGUGAAAAAUUCAUAAGCUUCACCGCUGGAUUGGUGGAUGUAUUCCAUGUCAAAGGGCUUCUUCAAUUGAGUCGCUGGGAAUUUUGUAUGCCCCAUCUUGUAAUUGUUUUACUUCUUCAUCUUAAUGUUAGUGAAUGAUCAAAGGAUAUGGAGAAUGUUUAUAUGCCUGUAAGGGCACAAUCAGACCGAUGAUCACACCAGACCAGGUUAUGGUCAUUAUUCUAUAUCUUGGUCCCGAGAUGAACUCUUUAUCGGGAUAAAAAAAAUGCAUGUCUGCUGCAGAAGAGAUGAGAAACCAGGUUUCAGCCAUUUAAGUCAAGCUUCUCAUCCUAAUGAAGAAAUUUUUGUGACCCGUAAUGGAUCCUCAGGCUUUCAUCAGGUUAUCCAUCGGCUCACUGGGAUUGAGGUUCCCCGGAUCGACUCUAAACUCUGUCAAAUCUGGGAUCCAACCAUUCUCUUCUUCAUGUGUGUGUGAGAUUCGCCUCCGAGGUUUCCCUGCUCAGACACUAACAAUCCCCUUGGUGUCCAAUCCCGAAGCUACCCCAGAUUGUCAGAGCAUUGCUUCGAGCUUUUAUCUCGAAGAAUCUGAUCUGAAAGCCUUAACUGCACCCGGCUGUUUCUAUAGCUCUCAGGCAUAUCUCGAGAUUUCUGUAUUCACGGGAAGGAAGGGAUCCCACUGCGGUGUUGGCAACAAAAGACAGCAACUUGGGACGUUUAAGUUGGAGGUGAGUCCUGAUUGGGGCAAGGCAAAACCCGUUAUCCUUUUCAAUGGGUGGAUAGGUAUCGGCAAGAGUAAGCUGGAUAGCGGACAACCUGGAGUGGAACUUCACUUGAGAGUGAAGCUAGAUCCUGAUCCUAGAUACGUCUUCCAGUUUGAGGAUGUGACCAGACUGAGCCCUCAAAUAGUUCAGCUUCAAGGAUCCAUCAAACAACCUAUUUUUAGUUGCAAGUUCAGCCACGACAGGGUCCCCCAGGUUGACCCGUUGAGCACUUACUGGUCAGUCGACGGUUCAGAUCAAGAGACCGAAAGAAGAGAGAGAAAGGGAUGGAAGGUGAAGAUACACGAUUUGUCUGGCUCAGCUGUGGCUGCAGCCUUCAUAACUACUCCUUUUGUGCCCUCAACAGGUUGUGACUGGGUAGCAAAAUCUAACCCAGGUGCUUGGCUGAUCGUCCGGCCUGAUCCCUGUAGGCCCGAGAGCUGGCAGCCCUGGGGAAAGCUUGAAGCAUGGCGCGAACGUGGCUUGAGAGACUCUAUUUGCUGCCGGUUCCGGCUCCUCUCAGAAGGGCAAGAAGGAGGAGAAUUGCUUGUGUCUGAGAUCAACAUAAAUGCCGAAAAGGGCGGGGAGUUUUUCAUAGACACAGAUAGGCAGAUGAGAGCAUCUGGGCAGACCCCGAUACCGAGCCCAAGAAGCAGUGGCGACUUCGGUGGACUGAGCCCCGUCGUUGGUGGCUUCGUUAUGUGUUGUAAAGUCCGAGGGGAAGGAAAGAACAGCAAGCCGUUGGUGCAAUUAGCAAUGCGGCACGUGACCUGUGUGGAAGAUGCGGCCAUUUUCAUGGCGCUUGCGGCAGCUGUUGAUCUUAGCAUUGAAGCUUGCAGGCCUUUCCGGAGGAAGAUGAGGAGAGUGUCUCAGACACGGCAUUCGUGGUAGGAGGAGAAAAGACUCUGACUGAUGAAUUUUACAUGAACAUUGACUGGCUUCGGUUCUUCUCUUGUUGCGUCUUGUGACUGGUUAACAGUUGCCCUGAUGAUGUACAUAAUUUCUUGCUUUUCUAAACUUGAACACCAGUCGCUUAUAUCGUUUCAUGGGGCCGACCGGAACAAUCGCUGCCAACAAAGCCAGUGACAAAUGUGAAUUAAUGAAAUUUCAGCAAUGUCACUCUGUGUAUUUUCUAA